AUGGAGGAUUCCAAGCGCCUCGAGCGUGUUUCCUCACUCUACGGCGCCGGAACUACUGGAUGCUGGCUCCUUACUACUCUCUCGGUCUUCAUCACCUGGACGCUCAAUAUUCGUAGCCGAAGCAAGGACACCAUCACCAACGACUUUAUUGCCACAGUCUCACUUCCGGCAGUGGCAGCAGGUCAUCUAAUCUACGAAAUAUCAAACUCACCAUGGCCAGUCACGCAACUCUUGACUAGCAAAGAGGAACAAAUCGACCAGGCUUCCGCUGCCGUUGAAGCCCCGCUCACUAUUUGCGAGACGUACAUUGCUUUUGCACUUGUUUUCGCUGCCAUCGCCUCAAGAAACGGUCACCACCGGCGUUUUUUAGUUGUCCUAAUCGUGGGGCUGCUGAGCUUCUCGACCGAGAUUCUACUCUUCGCGCAAUCGGCAAAUACGCGCAUCUCAACGCUAAAUUUUGUCCGGCCAUUUAUAUUUAAUUUCGCUUGGGGGAUGGCCCUUGCUUUCGUCUUCCUUAUCUUCACAGCCAUCGUUUUCUUAGUGUGUAUGUUUGGGUUUCCUCUUCCUCCUGGGCAAUCCGCAGAAGACCCAAUGGUCCGGGAGUACAAAGCUGAGCUCAGAGCGAUGAUGGCCAGCGGGCUAGUCACAAUGCUCUCUCUGCCAGUCCUACUCCUGGCGUCACUUUCAAGCGCAACCGGCAUUUUUGGCGCAACGGAUUAUGGAGCAUCGAUCUCCAAUCUUCCCACCAAAGCGUUUUUUUUCAUUCCCAAGAGUUCAUCAUCAAUCACUGAUCUAGAUCAAGCAUUCGCUCUUGCUGCAGGGCUCCUUACUCUUGUAUUCAGCCUAAGAGCUGCGUACAAAAGCAGACGGGAUGAGGAGGAGAGGAAAUUUGAAUUAUGGAAGGCGAGGCGCGAAGUGCAAAGAGAGGAAUACGAAAGGUGGGCUACCAAGCUCAAGGAGGCAGCUGAUAGGCUGAAAUAUGCUUCGCAACUUGGUGAGGUUGAUUUUGCUGAAGGUUUGGAAGCAAGAAUUAUGGACCAGAUGGCGAGGUUGAACCGCGAUGGUUUUCCCAUUUCGUGGCCUUCCUGA
Messenger RNA from Penicillium macrosclerotiorum, 1089 nucleotides. RefSeq lists its product as uncharacterized. The transcript has a single exon. Lineage: Eukaryota; Fungi; Ascomycota; Eurotiomycetes; Eurotiales; Aspergillaceae. Bases 1 to 1089 code for a protein of 362 amino acids. The record is from RefSeq and is a predicted model, not a curated record.